UAGGCGCAACCCACAACAGCGUGCUGUUACGCGCAGCUGUCACAUGCAACCCUGCCGCCACGCCAUAUUGUGACAGCGGCUGUCAACUUCUCUUUCGCUCUUUCUUGUUCAACCGUUCGCCACACAAGAUGACGAAGGGUACCUCCAGCUUUGGUAAACGCCACAACAAGACGCACACCUUGUGCCGUCGUUGUGGACGCUCCUCCUACCACAUCCAAAAGUCGACUUGCGCCCAGUGCGGCUACCCCGCCGCCAAGUUGCGUUCCUACAACUGGUCGGUGAAGGCCAAGAGGAGGAAGACCACCGGAACCGGUCGCAUGCAGCACCUGAAGGUCGUGCGCCGCCGUUUCCGCAACGGAUUCCGCGAGGGCACCCAGGCCAAGCCCAAGAAGGCCGUUCAGUCCAGCAAGUAGGACCCAUCUACUCUUUAUGUAUCCCUCAAGAUAUGUAGAAUAGAUAGCCAGCUGCCUAUUACCAGAACGACAGCGCCUCUAGCCGAUCUGCGUGAAAACACCAUCUAAAAUCCACUAAUUACGGCCCCAAAAAGGCUAAUAAAUCGCUCGAGCGCUAAUAAAUGAA
Messenger RNA from Drosophila suzukii, 579 nucleotides. Lineage: Eukaryota; Metazoa; Arthropoda; Insecta; Diptera; Drosophilidae. The record is from RefSeq and is a predicted model, not a curated record.